Messenger RNA from Knipowitschia caucasica, 2571 nucleotides. Lineage: Eukaryota; Metazoa; Chordata; Actinopteri; Gobiiformes; Gobiidae. The record is from the annotation of a GenBank genome assembly.
AUGGAUCUUUAUGGCUCUGCCCUGAACCGGAGUCACUCUUUGGCCAGCGGUUUGGAGAAAUCAUCCCCGACAUGGAACAAGCCUCCGCACUCUCGCAGCAGCAGCACCGCGUCCUCCCCGCACUCCAGACUGAUCAUCAAAGACUGGGAGAUCCUGGAGGACGUUCCGGGUGAAGCACAAGCAGCAGGUGACAUUCUCCAGGACAUUGCCCCGGGUAUCUGUGAGGGGUAUCUGCUCAAGAGGAGGAAGUGGCCCCUCAAAGGCUGGCACAAGAGGUAUUUCAUCUUAGAAACUGGGAUUUUGAGAUACUCCAAAAGCCAACACGAUGUCUCAAGAGGACGAGUGCAGGGCUCUCUCGAUGUUAGCCACGCCGUCAUGUCCAUAAAUAAGAAAUCAAACCGGAUUGAUUUAGAUGCAGGGGACAUUCUUUAUCAUAUGAAGGCCAAAAACCAUGAACUUUUUUACAUUUGGGUGACAAAGCUCCAAGCCCAUCGUUCAUACAAGAAAAAUGAAGCGGCUCAACUUAACUCGGGCCUCUUCAUGUCUUCACUGAGUCUAAUCCAAACCAACGGAAUCGCGAGCUCUGUAAACCUGACCGCCCCGAAUGCACCAAAACCCCCGUCUCCUUAUUCAGCGGUCAACAGCAAAGUGUCGGCCUGGCUUCAACAAUCCCACGCCCCAGAGACUUGUGCGCAAGAGUUGAACCGGUGCCAUUUGGACCUGUCAGAGUUAAACCGUUUAAUCCAAAGGCUGCAGGUUCUGGAAUCCGGCCAAACUGUCAGUAAUGGAGAUCUCCAGCGGAUCAUUAGCAUUCAGAAUUUAUCACUCGAAAAGCCCAAAAGACUGAGGUCGGCAAGAAUGUGGGGUCACUCUCGCACACUGUCCAGAGUGGAGGCCCUGGGACUGCCUAUUCGCGGGAUGCCAAAAUCACUGUCUUCCAGUCACUUGAGUAGCUCCUGUCACUUCGGGGAAUCGCACCCCUCGAUACCGGACUAUGUUUACUCACAGUUAGCCCCGCCCCCGUCUUUGUCCCCCGAGAGCAAGAAACUGCAGCAGGACAUUUGCACAACAUCACUGCGCGUGCUUUCCUCCCUGAAGUCUGUCCACGAGACCCUCUCCCAGGAACGACACAAGCUUCAGGAAGUUUGGGAAACUAACAACUCCAACCAUUGCCUCACAUUACCUCCAACUGAGGCGCUGAGGUCUCACGGAGCUCCGUCUGUGGCUGAUUCCGCGGCUGAAUAUUUUGACGCCAGUGAACAUGUUCUGUGUGGGAGCUCCUCUGAGGUCACCGACGAAUCUGGACUCAGCGAUGGCAGCACCUCCAACUCUGAGCCGGAGGAGGGCCACGCGUUGGCCACUCGUAAAUAUCGUGCCAGUAUUUCCAAAGCCCCUCAGAGCAUCCCCCCGAGAAGCACCGGGCGGCGGACGACUCUGCCGGCGGUGUGUCCAGACAACAGCCACGUGGGGCUCGUGGCGAUCCUGUACAACAACAUCGGGAAGGAUCUGGCUCGAGUGUCGAUGCCCGCGGCUCUGAACGAACCUUUGAAUCUGCUGCAGAGACUUUGUGAGGAGCUGGAGUACAGUGAGCUGCUGGACACUGCUGCCAACACACCCGACCCCUACCACCGGAUGGUUUACAUAGCUGCCUUUGCCAUCUCCGGUUAUUCCACGGCCACUUUCAGAAACCGGUACAAACCCGUGAACCCGGUGCUGGGAGAGACGUUCGAGUGCAUUCGAGAAGACCGCGGCUUCAGGAUCAUCAGUGAGCAGGUUUGCCACCACCCUCCCAUUUCAGCCUGUCACGCAGACUCGGACAACUUCAGCUUCUGGCAAGACCAAAGGUGGAAGAAUAAAUUCUGGGGGAAGUCUCUGGAAAUCGUUCCCACAGGAAUGGUCAAUGUCAUGCUUCCAAAAUACGGGGAUCACUACGAGUGGAACAAGGUGGUGACGUGUAUCCAUAACGUCUUCAGUCAGCAGCGAUACUUGGAGCAUUACGGAGAGGUCACAAUUCAGAACCUCAACAGCAGCGUCUGCACCUGUAAGAUCACCUUUGUCAAAUCUCGGUAUUGGGGUUCGGAGACAAACAAGAACGAGGUGCAGGGGACGGUGCUGGACGAGAGCGGCAGUGUCAUUCACAGGUUCGGAGGUCUGUGGCACGAAGGCAUCUUCUGUGACACCCUGCCCUCUCCCAAGUGCGUCUGGAAGCCAAACCCUCAGCCAAAGAACCACCUGUUGUAUUAUGGCUUCUCCUCGUUUGCAAUGGAAAUGAACGAACUUCCCCCAGAGCUGGAGGCGCUUCUGCCGUCGACCGACACCAGACUGAGACCAGACCAAAGAAUGUUGGAAGAGGGCUUGGUGGAUGAAGCAGACAGAAAAAAAGAUGAGGUGGAGGAACUUCAGAGGCUGCGGAGGAAGGAGCUCUCCAAAAUGGGGGAAGAGCAUGCUCCUAGAUUUUUCAAGAAAAGCAAGGACCAGUGUGGGCGGGACGUGUGGCUGUCUAAUGGGACGUACUGGAAUCUCAGAGAAGACCCCGGUUUCCAGAGUUUAGAAAGUCUAAAGCUUUGGUGA